CCAAUUACCCACGCAGACGGCAUCAUGAGGACUGCACGGUAUCCCAAGGUCCCCCCAUCAACAACGAAAGGCGCGUGAUUCCGGGCCGAAAAAUGCCCUCUUGAUUUGCGAAGAAAUCCCUAAACUACGUCUUCACCCGCAAAUCCACAUCAUCCCUAUCUUCCACCACGCACAUCCUGCAAAUGAUCCGUCCCGCCCUAUUCAUUCACGCCCGCCUGCUGCGGAAUCUUCUCCCCCCACCCCACCCCACCCCCCGGGGGCGACAGCGGCGCAUACGUAAGGCCGGAGAGGGAUGGACAGGGCGCCGACGAACACGAGAAAGACGAGUUCGACGCGUAGAGCGAAGGCAGCGGAGGACGCGACGCGUAGCAAUGGUCAGCAAAGAGGGGCAAGAGGAAGAGAAAGGGUGGGAGCACGUCAGCGGAGGCGGCGGAUCAGGAGGCGAAGAAGCGAGGAAGAGCGUGAAACAGUGCUCACAGGGGAAGUGGCGAGAGCGAGGGAGAGACAACGACAUCAUUCGCGAUCUCAGGACGUCUGACAGCAGGGGUCGAGAAGAAAGCGGAGGAGAAGAUCGAGAGCGGAGAAGCCGGGUUUCGGAAGCUCUGCCAAAGAGGAAAGCGUCGACAUCAGGCUCCAGUGACGCCCGAAAAAGAUCAGAAGACCUCUCAAGGGAGCGCAAGAGACGGACGAAGCAGUCUUCACAAGCUCCGCCAAGCAAGACGGGGCCACGGACAAUGACAAAGACAACGCGUUGGAAGACACAUUAACGUCACCUCUCCUCGAAACGCGCCGUCGACCGUCUGAAGAGAGAAAGCAGCAAAUCGGACACCGCAAAGCACGAGGAGCCACCUUCCUCAAUCACCGACGAAACUCGCAACAA
Messenger RNA from Trematosphaeria pertusa, 880 nucleotides. RefSeq lists its product as uncharacterized. The record is from RefSeq and is a predicted model, not a curated record. The transcript has a single exon. NCBI's taxonomy places the organism in Eukaryota, Fungi, Ascomycota, Dothideomycetes, Pleosporales, Trematosphaeriaceae. The coding region runs from base 183 to 767 and encodes 194 amino acids.